Molecule: messenger RNA, 3078 nt
Organism: Mus caroli (Ryukyu mouse)
Lineage: Eukaryota; Metazoa; Chordata; Mammalia; Rodentia; Muridae
Product: pulmonary surfactant-associated protein A
Cellular component (GO): multivesicular body
Source: RefSeq, a predicted model, not a curated record
UAUGACACUGCUCAUCUUUUCUAAAUAUCAUGUCACUAUCUGGGAGCAGCUCAGCCAGAGAGGUUUAAAAUGUGAGAACACUGUAAGAUCCUGCUUUUAGGUGAAGAGAAGAUGCUCUUCAUAGCUUCCAUAAUUUGACUCAAUCCUGACUGGAUUAGGUUGAGUCUGUGAAGUCCAUGUGGAUGGCUCAGGGGAGUCCUGCUGGUCUGGCUUCCCACAGGGUCAUUUCCCUGUGGCUACCAGGAUAGUGGCUAUGACAGAGCUGACCUCGGCUUCUCACGGAAGGAGGUAAUAGUCUCAGGAGUUCCUCAGCCCUGCUUCACCUCUUCAGAGCAUCUGAUUCACAAGAGCCUGCCUCAACACCACUACCAUCCUUAUAGUUCACAUGCUGAGGAUUUGGGGGCAGCCUGUAUUGAGUUUGUGAUCUACAACUUCAGGACCAAGGCUGGGAAGUGAGUACUGUUGUGCUCAGUAGCUUGGCUGAAUCAACACUAAGCAUGUCAGAGCUGUGUGCACCAUGGACAAAAGAAUGAGCAAGGCCAGCACUUCCGUCUAAUAUGGUUCACAGUCUUGGGAAGUGAGGCCGGAUUCACCCUGUAGGUUGAAAGGCCACUCUAACCCUGGCUCACAACUUGGGUUAUUGUGAACAGAACCUUCACUGGAGUCUUCAGGAAAACCCAAAUAGAGCUCCAGAGGCCCAGCAAGAUGAGGUCUGAUCCAGGCUUCACAACUUGCAGGCUGUAUCAUCUCGGGAAAGUCACACAACUCUACUGAGACUCCGUUUCCUCUUAUAUUACAGGGAAUAAAGACAGCUCCUGUUGGGAGGCAGCUGAGAGAUGGAUGGAGAAGACACGAAGGGUCCACCCAGUACCUAAUAUGUCUCAGGCACGCCAGAGUGGAUAAUGGUUCCUAUUAACCUUCUUCAGGUUCCCAGCACUGAUCUGCCAGAAGGGCACCCGAUAAAGGGAGACACACAAGCACAAAGAUUUGGUCUCUUAGACCAGGUCAAGAGAACAGCAGAAUCAGGAAAGGAAUUCAUUAGACAGCAAAGUAACCCCACCUCCUGUCCUGUCAGGCCUCCUGAGUCAAAGCAGUGUUCUGUAAAUGUGGAACCUGAAGAGGAGGGCAUACAUACUCUGUUUAACAUUUGUACAGCCAUCUAGUUGGCUACAUUUUUCCAUGCAGCCAGCAGAGGGCAGAGCUGACUCACACAACACCCAUGGAAAAGACCUCUUGAAAGUUCUGCUCAUUCUAAGAGAGACGAUGAGCCCCUGUAAUUAAUUUCUUAUUUUCCCUAUCCAUCUACCCAGGGCUCUUGGAGGCCUUACUGUUCCUGUGCCCCAGAACCCUCCUGUCCAAUAUAAUGCGUCGUUUUCCUCCUUGGUUGAGAGAGUCCUUUAUUAAAGAGUGGGACCAAACACAAAAAUGCUAUCCCGUGCAAUGCCUGUAGCAACGAUUUGCUAAGAACUAUUUUACAAAUGCAAUAAUUUAUUUUGCAAAUGCAAUCACUAAAGCCUGUUACAAUGUUACUACAGUCAGCAAGUAACAGAGCUCAGUUAAGUGUGGAGGUGAAUUCGGCAUGUGUGUGUUCUUUGUCUUCCCUCUGGCCUACAUUUUGUCUCCCCCUGGUGCUUAUGGGGGAGGAUGACUUACAAGUAGUGGCUGGCACCAGGCUCCAUUGAUUUUAAAACAUUUAUUUUAGGAUCUGAAGUAGAGGAGAGCCACAGGCUUAGUAAACAACCCUCUUUUGGGGGCUCCAGAAGUCUUUUUGCUUAAGGGCACCACCAGCCCAUGUCCCCAUUGUGACGUAUGCUGUGGCAUCCUAGAACUUUAUAAUCCCUGUACAGCACUGUCUUGUCCACUAGGACCACAGUCACCCUGAGCCUGGCUGGAACCCCAUGGUGUAAACAGUGCCACUCUGGUACUCCUGGGAAGAGCAUCAAAGGACACAAUAACUCCCUGCUGGAUUCUUGCUUCCUCUGGAGUCGAUCAUUUGUCUAGGCUGGCCUUGAACUCACUCUGUAACUCAGGCAAGCCCUGAGCUUGCAAUUCUCCUGCCUCAGACUCCUAGACUGCUGGUGCCGCCUAUGCCUAUGCCACCUGGUUCAUCUACUUCAGAAAUAUUUAGUCCAUUGACAUUUAAGUUGCUGGAGAAGCCACUGGUACAGUAGCCAUGUCACUGGGUUCUUUGGCCUUCACCCUCUUCUUGACUGUUGUUGCUGGUAUCAAGUGCAAUGGGACAGAAGUAUGUGCCGGAAGCCCUGGGAUCCCUGGCACUCCCGGAAACCAUGGUCUGCCCGGCAGAGAUGGGAGAGAUGGUAUCAAAGGAGACCCUGGACCUCCAGGUCCCAUGGGCCCUCCUGGAGGAAUGCCAGGUCUUCCUGGGCGCGAUGGGUUGCCUGGAGCCCCUGGUGCACCUGGAGAACAUGGAGAUAAGGGAGAGCCUGGAGAAAGGGGGCUUCCAGGGUUUCCAGCUUACCUGGAUGAGGAGCUUCAGACUGCACUCUACGAGAUCAAACAUCAGAUUCUGCAAACAAUGGGAGUCCUCAGCUUGCAAGGAUCCAUGCUGUCAGUGGGGGAUAAAGUCUUUUCCACCAAUGGGCAGUCAGUCAACUUUGAUACCAUUAGAGAGAUGUGUGCCAGAGUCGGUGGCCACAUUGCUGCCCCGAGGAAUCCUGAGGAGAACGAGGCCAUCGCAAGCAUUACAAAGAAGUACAACACCUAUGCCUACUUAGGUGUGAUUGAAGACCAGACUCCUGGAGACUUUCACUACCUGGAUGGGGCUUCUGUGAACUACACCAACUGGUACCCAGGAGAGCCCAGGGGUCGGGGCAAAGAGAAAUGUGUAGAAAUGUAUACAGAUGGGAAAUGGAAUGAUAAGGGCUGCCUGCAGUACCGGCUGGCCAUUUGUGAAUUUUGAUCAUGCAAUUAGAUGAAAAGAUAAAACUUCACACUGUCUUUAAGCCUCUAUCUUGAUGAUCCAUCUGGUCUGUAAGACCCUGUAACUACCUUUCAAGCAAAUUUACUUGUGGCCAUUAGAAUUAUAAGCAUCCUUAGUUACGCCAUCUCCCACAUGGC